Molecule: messenger RNA, 1390 nt
Organism: Micropterus salmoides (largemouth bass)
Lineage: Eukaryota; Metazoa; Chordata; Actinopteri; Centrarchiformes; Centrarchidae
Gene: nup35
Product: nucleoporin 35
Exons: 9
Coding region: 277-1173 (298 amino acids)
Biological process (GO): regulation of DNA-templated transcription; NLS-bearing protein import into nucleus; nuclear pore organization
Cellular component (GO): nuclear pore central transport channel; nuclear membrane; nuclear pore nuclear basket
Molecular function (GO): single-stranded DNA binding; phospholipid binding; structural constituent of nuclear pore
Source: RefSeq, a predicted model, not a curated record
CACUUAGCUGCAGCAGCGCUUUUGCUUCUCGGCUCGCUUUACCAGCAGCAGCUCCGAGCUCCAGAAACAACCCGCAGUGGACUCAGACGUCCGAUUUUAAAUAACUUAGCUUUAACUAAUCGAUUGCUAAACCUUAGCAGUUAGCGCCAGUCAAGCAGACUUUUAAUAACAGUAAGUGAUAAAUCAGUUAGCUUUGCGAGCUAACCAUCUUUUCUUUUUCUGCCUGGCGUCACUUCCUACUUUUGAAAAUCGCGGCCAGAAAAUAACGAGACGGAGAUGGAGUUACAAGUGGGAACUGAACCGAUGACCCUGGGAUCUCCCACCUCUCCAAAGCCGACCUCAGGAGCGCAGUUUCUUCCCGGCUUCCUGAUGGGUGACCUGCCAGCUCCAACUACCCCCCAGCCGCGGCCCUUCAGCCUGGCCUCGCCCCUUGUGGAGAGCACAGGUAUGCACCGAGGAGGAGGUGGAGGAGGAGGCUCCGCCCUGCAGCCAGUUUGCCCCACCCCCAAGGAUAAGAGUGGCGCCCCACCUGUACGCAGCAUACAUGAUGACCUGGUUAAUGUUGCGACGCCCCUCAACACACACAGGCAGUCUUUUCCAGCUAUGCAGUCUCCUCUGUCUGCACGUGGGGCCUCAACUCCAGGAACAGGUGUGCAGCAGGUGUGCAUGUCUCCAGCUCAGGUGGAUCCCUUCUACAGUCAGGGAGAGGCUCUGUCGUCUGACGAUCAGCUGGACCAAACCUGGGUCACCGUGUUUGGUUUUCCUCCAGCCUCAGCCUCCUACAUCCUGCUGCAGUUCGCUCAGUAUGGAAACAUCCUCAGACACACGAUGGCGUCUCCUGGUAACUGGAUGCACCUUCAGUAUCAGUCGAGACUUCAGGCCAGGAAAGCUCUGUCCAAAGAUGGAAAAGUGUUUGGCGACGCCAUCAUGGUGGGAGUCAAACCCUGCAUAGACAAGAGUGUGAUGGACAGCAGUGUAGCCGUCUCUUCUCCGCUCUCCACCUCCUUCUCCUCCUCUUCCGUCCUCCCCUCCACUCCUCGCUCCGCCAUCAGACCACUCAGUGCCUCUUUCAGGAGCUCCGGCAGCGACUACCAGGUGGUGGCAGACAGACAGACACCCAGGAAGGACGACAGUUUUGUUUCCAAGGCUAUGGAGUACAUGUUUGGCUGGUGACAUUGCACAGUGCAUCAUGGGAUACCUGCAGCCUCGGAGGAGAGUGGGGAAUCAAUGGACAGAUGGAAGAACUGAUUCACUACAGUGUGUGUGUGUGUGUGUGUGUGUGCUGAGGUAGAGGCUCUUUCUGUCUUUUCUCUCUCUCUCUCCUUUUAUAAUCAGUAUUUUUUUUUUUUUUUUAUGUUUUUGUCUCAAUAAAGUUUUUCUCUGCUUUGAA